AUGAGAUUGAGAUAGAAAGUAUCUAGUAAUUCAGUUUGUAUUCUUUUAUAAGCGAAUCUCUGAAAUCUGGAAUUCAAGCCGGCAAAUUCUGUGAUUUAGUUUUCAGUCUUAAAAGAACAUCACCUCAUCACGGUUGGUGUUUGGUGUGCUUCUUUCGGUUCGUGGUUGGAUUUUCACGUGCGAACUGCGAAUGAAUAUUUAAAUAAAUAAAAAUCAAUCUUCAAAGUGGUCUUGCUAAUCUCGUUUGAAUAUUUAUUUUCUCGAGUGUACGAGUAUAGUGUGUGUCCUUGAAAUCAAGGGUUGUAGUUUGUAGCCCUUUUCGAUUGUUUAAAAAGCAACCCCUUUUUUGGUUUUGUAUUUUCUAUUUCCUUGUCGAUUUCAAGGAAACUACAUUUUUUUAAAAAAGGUUUUUUCUUGAAAGUUCGUUACAUUUGAUUGGUCAAGCGAAAGAAUUAAAUUUACUUUAAGUAGUCUAAAAAAAAAACAUAAAAGUCUAUGGUCAUUAUUGAAACGAGGUUAUACUUAAGUGAUCUGUUGAAUUCGGGAUUUUUGUUAAGGCUAAUCUCUUAUUACCUACUAACCGUUAAAGUUGAAGCUAUAAGAUAUACCUCUAACACUUUUACUACCUGUGAACGACUGUGGCGGUUAAUUUGAAAUUAUUUUUUAAGUGCUUCUUGCGGAUUGAAUUGUGUAUUUCGUAAUUAUGAACAAUCAUCAUUGGCAGUACAGUUACCUCUAGAUUUAUUUAAAGACUGGUUUCUAAAGAGAAGAGAUAAUAAAUCUCUAAAAAAAAGUGUUAAACUCAAAAAAAGAAAUUAAAUACACUCACAUUAUAAACACACAAUAGAAAUGGAAACAGAAUCACUUAACAACAAAUCUUCAUCAAGACAAAACUCCGUUACUAAUGGCGGUGGCGGUAGCGGCGGUGGUGAUGGCGAUGAGAAACCUUCAGGUGAUGGAGGUGGAGAAGUCACACUGAAAGCUAAAAUGAGCCUGCUUAAUGGAGUGACUGUGAUUGUCGGAUCAAUUAUUGGUUCGGGUAUCUUUGUUUCACCAACAGGUGUCCUUAUGCACACGGGCAGUGUUAAUUUAGCAUUGGUUGUGUGGGUGGCUUCAGGACUUUUUUCAAUGGUUGGUGCUUACUGCUAUGCUGAAUUGGGAACAAUGAUAAGAAAAUCAGGUGCAGAUUAUGCAUAUAUCAUGGAAACAUUUGGACCAUUUAUGGCCUUCAUAAGACUGUGGAUUGAGUGUAUGAUUGUACGGCCAUGUUCGCAAGCAAUUGUCGCACUCACAUUUAGCGUUUAUGUGCUUAAGCCAUUCUUCCCAGACUGCCAGCCGCCAGAGGAUUCAGCACGACUUUUAGCCGUGUGUUGUAUAUUGGUCCUUACGUUUGUCAAUUGCUGGGAUGUUAAAUGGGCUACAUGGGUGCAGGACAUUUUCACCUACGCUAAACUUUUAGCUCUAUUUAUAGUCAUUGCAACUGGCAUGUAUCAAUUAAGUCUGGGAAAAACUGAAUACUUUACAUUCGAAAAUACAAAUACUCAAGUGACGUCAUUGGCACUAUCAUUUUACUCUGGAUUGUUCGCCUACAAUGGAUGGAACUAUCUCAACUUUAUUAUUGAAGAGCUUAAGGAUCCAGUGAAAAAUCUACCCAGAGCCAUUGCGAUAUCCUGCACCCUGGUGACCGUUGUAUAUUUAUUAGCUAAUGUUGCAUUCUACACAACCUUAUCGCCUGAGGAAGUUCUUGGUUCUGAAGCUGUUGCUGUUGCUUAUGCUGACAGGAUAUUUGGACAAUUUGCAUGGACAAUUCCUGUUUUUGUUGCACUAUCAACUUUUGGAGCUGUCAACGGAAUCCUCUUAACUUCAUCACGACUCUUCUAUGCCGGAGCAUGCGAAGGACAAAUGCCAGAGAUUCUUACAAUGAUUCAAAUACAACGAUUCACUCCAACCCCAGCUGUUCUAGUGAUGGCACUCCUCUCUAUGUUGUACCUUACAAGCUCUAACAUCUUUGCGCUGAUUAAUUAUGUCGGAUUUGCCACAUGGUUGAGUAUUGGUGUGUCAGUUCUUUGCCUGCCAUGGUUGAGAUGGGCUCAACCCAACUUGCCACGACCAAUUCGUGUGCCCCUUGUCUUCCCUAUUGUGUAUUUACUUGCCACUUUGUUCGUCACUCUUGUUCCAAUGUAUGCCAGUCCCGUGGAGACUGGCUAUGGUAUUUUAAUGAUUUUGUCCAGUGUGCCAGUUUAUCUGGUAUUUAUUGCGUGGAAAAAUAAGCCAAUGUGGUUUAAUAGGACAAUGGGUGGAUUCACACAAGUUCUUCAAAAAAUGAUGAUGGUUGUUCGACCUAAAACUGCUUCCAAGUAAAUGUUACAAUUUUCCUGCAAAAGAUGCUCAUGGUUUUAGGAAAGACCAAACCAGCUCAGGUGUAAACAUAAAUUGAAUAUAAAACUGAUACCUACAAUUAAUUAUUUAAUUAAGAUUUAGUUGCUUGUUGUUAAACAAAAAAAAAAAAAAAAAAAAACAUUAUAAUAAAUCCAAUAUAAAUAUUUAAAAAAAAAAAAAACAUAUUUCAUACAAGAAAAAAAAAAGCGAAUGUCGUAAAAUAUUUAAUUCUUUUUUAUUCAUUUAAAUAUCUAUAUCUGUAAUUGAUUUUAAUUAAUUCACUGCAUUUUUUAAGAUAAUAGCACCCACAUGCAUUCAAAAUGUAAAACUCAAUGCUAAGCAUUUUCUUUUUUAAUAUUAAACAAUAACAUAAUAUACAAAUAGAUUUACAUCAUGUUUAUAAAAUUUAUUUUUAAAUUAAUAUUUAGGUUUAAAAAUGAACAACUUUUUUUCUAAAAUAGGUUAAUUUUUUUUUAAUUAAGAGAAUAUUAAUUUUAAAAAUUAAAAAUGAUCAUUACAUUUCCUAAAAUUAUAUAUUUUAUAAUAAUAUUAUAAAACAUACAUUUACUUUAAGUUUACAAUUUUAAUUAUUUCUUUUUACUGUUAUUUUUAAUAAAUUUUUAUUUAAUCGAA
Molecule: messenger RNA, 3012 nt
Organism: Episyrphus balteatus (marmalade hoverfly)
Lineage: Eukaryota; Metazoa; Arthropoda; Insecta; Diptera; Syrphidae
Product: Y+L amino acid transporter 2
Exons: 10
Coding region: 850-2361 (503 amino acids)
Biological process (GO): amino acid transmembrane transport
Cellular component (GO): membrane
Molecular function (GO): L-amino acid transmembrane transporter activity
Source: RefSeq, a predicted model, not a curated record